AUGGAUGACCAACGGCGUCCAGGAUCACCGCAUAAUCAAUCUCCCCCGCCGUGUCAAGCGCACCACGGAAACAAUACUGCUAUUGAUGGUCAUAAUGAAGCUGAUCGGCUCUUUAAGAGAGCUCGAGUUGAUGCAAUCGGAGUUCACUGUAACGAUUUACCGUCUCUUCUUCCGGUGUCACCACCACCGCCUCUGUCUCCAUCUUAUAAUCGUUCUACUACUCGUUCUCGAGAUGUUAUAUUUGAUUUGUAUGCUUAUUAUAUUCAACUAUGUGCAGGAUUACUGAUGAGGAGCUUGUACUUUUAUUAUGUCUUGUGCUUCUGCAUUUUCUCUGUGGCGAAGGCCCUUUCGAGUUCACAGAGCAGCACUCUGUUUGCGAUAAUGAGUGAUUUCGGCUACCAUCCGUUACUCGCUGACACUUGGAAAGGGAACAACCCUUGUGAAGACAAGUGGUUCGGUAUACUCUGCGACGUGGAAGGAGUCAAGUAUAUCUUUCUCAUGUCCAUGAACCUGACUGGUACCAUCUCUCCACGGUUCGCCGAUCUCACGUCACUUCACGGGAUCGAUCUGUCCGAUAACCUUCUCACUGGCACCAUUCCACACGAGCUGAUCAAGAUGAAACUGAGGGUCCUGGAUGUUUCCUACAACCAGCUACACGGGAAAAUCUCACGUUUUGGGGCGCUGGUUCUAGCCACAGACGGGAAUCAAGGGAUUGUGAUGGCGAGCAUCGUUCGUGUUCCUUUAGAGAGCGUUGUGGGAUUUUUCUUUGGGAUUUUGGUUCUUGGUUUCUUGUUUAUUGGAGGAGCAGGCGUCCUUUUCUAUCUGGCUAAGAAAGUCAACCACCACAUCUGAUAGUGUUUGUCAUGAAUGAAGUCUUUUCAUGUAAGAUAUAAUCUAGAUUAAAAUAAUGUUUGAACAUAAUCUUCACGCAUGGAGGAGGACUAUACAGAUUGAGAUUGAUGGAUGAAACUAGUUUUAAUC
Molecule: messenger RNA, 981 nt
Organism: Raphanus sativus (radish)
Lineage: Eukaryota; Viridiplantae; Streptophyta; Magnoliopsida; Brassicales; Brassicaceae
Product: receptor-like kinase TMK2
Exons: 2
Coding region: 1-852 (283 amino acids)
Molecular function (GO): protein binding
Source: RefSeq, a predicted model, not a curated record